AUGUACUCGACGGACAACGUUCCACACACGGGGUCCACACAGAGGGCCACACACGAAGCUCACGAAAGCAAUCCGAUAUACCCUAUCCUGGUGCCAGCGAGCAAGGAGGGCACAGCAACACUAACCUACAAUCUUAACGGCAAGGUCACCGUCCUGCAGCUCACGCGAAAACCUGGCGGAAGCCAAGAGGAGUCGACCGGCGGCUGUCAGCACUACCGUCACGACCAAACCGGGCUCAUCGUCUGUGAUGGGCACAUCCGUGGAACCUUCCACCGAAAGGACGGAAUAUUCCGUCUCGAGUACGAUGCCUCCGCUGGACUGCACUUUAUUCAUAGACUGAAGGAAGCAGACUGGCCUCGGAAAGCGACCAGCCGGAGAGUGAAACGAAACCAGCUGUCGACCAUCAAAGGCCCUUACCAGGCCAACCGUCACUCGCGGUACGUGGAGCUGCUACUCGUUGUCGAUCGGACACUGUACCAGAAGCUGGGCAGCGAUGCGUGGAAGGUCUACGACUACUGUACGAAUAUCGCCAAUCAUAUCAAUAUGCUCUACAAUCCGCUAAACAUCUUCAUCGCCCUCACGGACGUGAUCAUGUGGAUGGACAAGGACGCGAUCACUGUUUCACCGAAGGCCGAGGAGACACUGAACAGUUUUCUGUUGUACCGAUCGCGGACUCUGCUUCACGAAUACCCGCACGACCAUGCGCAGCUUCUGACGGCCAUCGAGUUUCGGGACAAUGUCAUAGGAAAAGCGAAAGUCGCCGGCAUGUGCUCCGACCAGAGCUCGGGCGCGAUCGUGCGCGUGCACACGGAAGACGUGGCCGUGCAGGCGAACACGGUGGCGCACGAGAUGGGUCACAGCUUCACGAUGGAGCACGACGAGGACGGGAACUGCUCCUGUCCGGACCGGAAGUGCAUCAUGACCAGCACCGUCACGGGUCUGAGGCUGAAGCACUGGAGCAACUGCAGCACGGUGCAGCUGGCCGGAGCAUUCCGACGCGGACUGCACCACUGCCUGACGAACCGACCGAUGCGUCUGGCGAUGGAAAGCUGCGGCAAUGGGUUCGUGGAGCCCGGUGAAGAGUGUGACUGUGGGCUGGAGGAGGCAUGUGAGAAUCCGUGCUGCGAUGCGCCUACCUGCCGACUACGCCCGGGAGCCGAAUGUGCCACGGGCGAGUGCUGCGAUCUGGCCACUUGUCAGGUGCGUGAGGCUGCCACCGUCUGCCGGUCGGCGGGGGGAGAAUGUGAUCUUCCCGAGUACUGCACCGGUGAGUCCGAGUACUGUCCACCGGAUGUCCAUCGGCGCGAUACGGAAGUGUGUGCGGGUGGAGCGGCACACUGUAUCGCUGGUCACUGCCGAACGCGAACUGACCAGUGUCGGACACUGUGGGGACCGUCGGGGCACGCGGCAAGCGAUGCGUGUUAUAAGGAGAACACCAAGGGUACGAAGUACGCCAACUGUGGGUACGAAGGACGGCCAGCCGAGCGGUUCCGGAAGUGUGACGCGGCCGACGUACAAUGCGGACUGCUCUUCUGUCACCACCAUCGCCAGGGCGAGGAGCUGGAUAUGGGUCUGUUCAAUGGCGAAACGUGGCACAGUGUGGCCAAGGGCAACGAGACGUUCCGGAGGCUAUACUGUCACUCGGCGUACGUCGAUCUGGGUGAUGGACACGCCCAGCAUCCGGCCUUCGUCCCGGAUGGGGCGCCGUGCGGCCAGGAUCGGAUGUGCUACCGGCAGCGCUGCGAAAGCAUCGAACGACUGAAUGCCUGGGGUCUGGGUGCGGCCAUUUGCCCACGCGAUUGCCACGGUCGUGGUGUGUGCAACAGCGAGGGCCACUGCCACUGUCAACCCGGGUACGAUCCCCCAUUCUGUGAGCAUCGGGGAGUUGGCGGGUCUCUCGACAGUGGACCACCGUCGACGGUGUCACCCGUACGGCAGUACCUAACCCUCGGCUCACUGGUGAUCCUGGGCUGCAUCGUGACGAUCGUCCUGCUCAUACUCUGCCUCCGCAGUCCAUUUGUAGGCCCGGUUGGACAGCACCGGCUGGCUCACUGGAGGCGUCCCUGGCGAUUGUACAAAGUACGGGGCACUAGUCCAAGGACAACGACACACAAGGCCCCAAGCCAUCGACCGUGUAUUGCUCGCGAUACCAUAUCACUGCCAAAGUAUCACUCGUCGACACGGGACAUCAGCGACGAUCGGCAGUUCCGGCCGAUCAUGGCGGUGACAGUGGUGAACCGGCCAGAGGGUUCCUCGCACGACCCGCAGCUCACCCUCCAAUACCCCUUAGUGGUCCCAGUCCACGGCCGGUGUUCAACGGAUUGGCGACCACCGGCUCCCAUCAAUCGUCAACGGCCAUUUUAAACUAAAGUAAAUUAAACACUGCUCAAAUGAACUGAACAAUAAUAAUGGAAGUGUGGCCGUAAAACAUGGACCGUUUUUGGGA
Molecule: messenger RNA, 2446 nt
Organism: Anopheles bellator
Lineage: Eukaryota; Metazoa; Arthropoda; Insecta; Diptera; Culicidae
Product: disintegrin and metalloproteinase domain-containing protein adm-2-like
Exons: 4
Coding region: 1-2364 (787 amino acids)
Biological process (GO): membrane protein ectodomain proteolysis
Molecular function (GO): metalloendopeptidase activity
Source: RefSeq, a predicted model, not a curated record